CUCCGCCUCCGUCCGAAAAGCUCCGGAAGUCAGGCCCGGCCCCUUUCCGGAAGCUCUCCGCGAGGGGACCCCUCCCGUCGCCGAGAUUUCUGGGGGACGAGACCCCGCCCACUGGCGGGCUGUGGGUCCCUAAGGCGAGAAGCCCCGCGGCCCGAGCCAGAAGUGAUGGAACCCAGGUGGGACUUGUACAAUGUUGCCCUGUAAGAAGAGAAGGACUACGGUGACUGGGUCCCCACAGCACCAGGGCAGCCAGGAGGAAGAGGACCUAGACCUGGAGUCCGCUGUUAAACCAGUGUCUGACGAGGUGAAAGACUUGGGGUCAGCGUCACUCUCUGGGGGUCCAAGUCAUGGCAGAACGGCUGGCCUCCAAGUGCAGUCCGUGCAGGAGGCAGGAAAUCAGCUUGGCGAGGAGGAUCCACCUCUGAGCUCCAGGGUGCUCACCCAGGACACAAACGCACCAGUUCUGGAAGCUGUUGACGCGGCCAUCUCUCAGGGCAUCGCCCUACCUUCCUUGGAGUCUUCUCAGUCUCUUAUUGUACACACUGGCAAAGGAAAGCUCCAGGCCCCUGGCUCAAGGAGAGGGAAGAAGAUUGCACUCAGGCCUGGGCCAGUUCCCCACGAAGAUAGAGGAGAUCAUCCUGUUACAAAGGAGCCUUUUUCAGGAGAGCCUAGUGAAGAAGUCAAGGAAGAAGGAGGAAAACCUCAGUCUGGAGGGGAGAUGCCUUCACUGCCUCUAGGCGCCCACUCUGCCAAACCGGGAGCCCUGCCUGGGAAGUCCCCUCCGUCACAUGUCUGUGCCUGUCCCCAAGAGAAGCCACUUGGGACUCUGGCUCCACAAGCUGAGGAUGAGACAGAGGACGGCGGACUCUUCAUUCCGAUGGAAGAGCAAGGCAAUGAAGAAAGUGAGAAAAGGCGAAAAAAGAAAAAGGGUACCAAGAGGAAACGAGAUGGAAAGGGUCAAGAAGAAGGCACUUGGGCUUGCGACCUGAAGCUGGACGACGUGCUGGACCGCACGCUGGAGGACGGCGCCAAGCAGCACAACCUGACCGCGGUCAACGUGCGCAACAUCCUCCACGAAGUAAUCACAAAUGAACAUGUGGUAGCUAUGAUGAAAGCAGCCAUCAGUGAGACGGAAGAUAUGCCCAUGUUUGAGCCCAAAAUGACACGCUCUAAACUGAAGGAAGUGGUGGAAAAAGGAGUGGUAAUUCCAACAUGGAAUAUUUCACCAAUUAAGAAGGCCAAUGAAAUUAAGCCCCCUCAGUUUGUGGAUAUUCACCUCGAAGAGGAUGACUCCUCAGAUGAGGAGUACCAGCCAGAUGAAGAAGAGGAGGACGAGACGGCUGAAGAGAGUUUAUUGGAAAGUGAUGUUGAAAGCACCGCUUCGUCCCCACGUGGGGCAAAGAAAUCCAGAUUGAGGCAGGCUUCCGAGGUGACUGAAACGGAUGAGGAGGGCGGCGUAUUAUCGGAGGCUGAGAAAGUACCCACACCUGCCGUUAGGCACAUCAGUGCUGAGGUCGUGCCCAUGGGGCCCCCGCCUCCCCCAAAGCCCAAGCAGAGCAGGGACAGCACUUUCAUGGAGAAGCUGCACGCGGUAGAUGAGGAGCUGGCCUCCAGUCCGGUGUGCAUGGACUCUUUCCAGCCCAUGGACGAUAGCCUCAUUGCAUUCCGAACCCGCUCUAAGAUGCCUCUAAAAGACGUUCCCCUGGGGCAGCUGGAGGCAGAACUCCGGGCUCCAGACAUCACGCCAGACAUGUAUGACCCCAAUACAGCAGACGACGAGGACUGGAAAGUGUGGCUGGGCGGGCUCAUGAACGACGACGUGGGGAAUGAGGAUGAGGCCGAUGAUGAUGACGAUCCAGAAUAUAACUUCUUGGAAGAUCUUGAUGAACCAGAUACAGAGGAUUUCCGCACUGACCGGGCAGUGAGAAUCACCAAGAAGGAAGUGAAUGAACUCAUGGAAGAGCUGUUUGAAACUUUCCAGGACGAGAUGGGACUGUCCAACGUGGAGGAUGACGGCCCAGAGGAGGAGGAGCGCGUGGCUGAGCCCCGGCCUAGCUUCAACACCCCUCAAGCCCUGCGGUUUGAGGAACCACUGGCCAACUUGCUAAAUGAGCAGCACCGCACAGUGAAGGAGCAGCUUGAACAGCUGAAGGUGAAGAAGUCUUCGGGCAGACAGCAGCAGGAGGUCGAGAGGGCGAAGCCCCAGAACGAGAAGGUCCACCAGACACUGACUCUAGACCCGGCGCAGAGGCGGCGGCUUCAGCAGCAGAUGCAGCAGCACGUGCAGCUCUUGACGCAGAUUCACCUUCUUGCCUCCUCCAACCCCAACCUCACUUCGGAGGCCAGCACCACCAGGAUAUUUCUCAAAGAGCUGGGAACCUUUGCUCAGAGCUCCGUCGCUCUCCGCCAUCAGUUCAACCCGAGGUUUCAGACCUUGUUCCAGCCCUGUAACCUGCCGGGGGCAGUGCAGCUCGUGGAAGCCUUCAGCACACAUGUCAGCGUCGACUGGAGUCCUCGGAAAACUGUCAAGAAGACUGCAGAUGAAUUUCCCUGUUUGCCAAAGCAAGUGGCUUGGAUCCUGGCCACGAGCAAGGUGUUCAUGUAUCCAGAGCUACUUCCAGUGUGUUCUCUGAAGGCAAAGAAUCCCCAGGAUAAGAUUUUCUUCACGAAGGCCGAGGACAAUUUGUUGGCUUUAGGGCUAAAGCACUUUGAAGGGACCAAGUUUCCGAAGCUGCUGAUGAGCAAGUACCUCCUCACCUGCAAGACCGCCCACCAGCUGACCGUGCGGAUCAAGAACCUCAACAUGAACCGCGCGCCCGACAACAUCAUCAAAUUUUAUAAGAAGACCAAACAGCUGCCCAUCCUGGUGAAGUGCUGUGAAGAGCUCCAGCCGCAUCAGUGGAGGCCGCCUGUAGAGAGGGAGGAGCACCGGCUUCCAUUCUGGUUAAAGGCCAGCCUGCCGUCCAUCCAGGAGGAGCUGUGGCGCAGAGCUGACGGCGCCAGAGGGGUAGGAGGUGUGACGGGAGCCGCUGAGGUCAGCUCAGAGCCAGGCCUGGGGACAGGCAGCUCGGAACUGGGGAGUGAAACUCCGUACCCACUGCUGUUGCCCAAGGGUGUGGUCCUGAAACUGAAGCCAGUUGCCAACUGUUUUUCCAGGAAGGCCUGGAGACAGAAGCGGCCGUCAGUCCUGAAGCCCCUCCUAAUCAGACCCAGCCCCUCUCUCCAGCCUGGCUCCACCCCCGGGAAAACACCGGCGAGGUCCACUCCACCAGAAGCCCCUCCAAGCAAAAUGGUGGUCCGAAUUCCUCACGUGAUCCAGCCAGCUGCUGUCGUGCAGACAGUGCCAGGUGUCCCUCCGCCGGGGGCCCCUGGUGGGGACAGUUUUGAGUCUCCGACGGCACUGCCUUCCACGACCCCUGAGGCCGGGACCGGCUUCCCCCUGUCUGAGCCCCAGACUGCGCUCCCCUCUGCCCCUGUGCCCAAGGUGAUGCUGCCCUCGCUUGCCCCAUCUAAGUUUCGAAAGCCGUGUGCGAGGCCGAGAGCCUCAAAGAGAAAGGGGGCCAAGGCCUCUCUGUGUCUGGAGCCAGCCUCCCUCAUCCACCCCGUACCUGUUAUCUUCACUGUGCCUGCUGCCACGGUCAAGGUGGUGAGCCUUGGCAGUGGCUGCAACGUGAUCCAGCCUGUCAGUGCGGCUGUGGCCCAGAGUCCACAGGCCAUUCCCAUCACCACCCUCCUGGUGAACCCCACUUCCUUCCCCUGCCCACUGAGUCAGCCCCUUGUGGCCUCCUCUCUCCCACCCCUGAUUGUCUCCGGCAACUCUGUGAGUCUUCCUGUCCCGCCCGCCCCUGAAGAUAAGGCCCCGGUGAGUGUGGACAUCAGUUGUCCUUUGGCUGAAGGGAAAAAUGCCUUUCAAGGCCUAGAACCCAAAUUAGAACCCCAGGAACUGUCUCCUCUCUGUGCCCCUGUCUUCCCCAAAGAGGAGCACAGCCCAGGGCCACCAGCAGCAGACCGUGUGUGCCAGGAAGAGCUGUCGGAGAACAGCGCCUGUGGCUGGACUCUUGUGAAAGCAGAGGAUGGGGGGCAAGGUCUGGAGCCGCCCCUGGGCUCCCGAGAGUCUCUGAGCACACCCCCCCGGGACUUGGAGGACGUCGUCAAGAUGGAGCCCAGAGACCCCGGGGAGGACGCCUGUGAGGACAGCAGGGCAGGGUGCUCUGUGGGAUUGGACGCUGGCUUCCCAGGGGAGGAGCCAAGGAGGCCGCCCGUCUUACAGCAGGAGGAGGAGGAGGAGGAGGGAAGUCAGCCAGCGAGAACCUCUUCAGCCUCUCGGGAGCCUCGGGACGAGGGACACUCGGGAGCCGUGAGCAAAGGCUCUCCGAGGACCGCUUCCUCCUGUGCCGACCCCGACGCGGCGCGCAGCAGCCCCCCCGGGAAGUGUGAGGGCUUCGCUAGCGCUGACUGCCAGGCGGCCGGGACCCCGGCUGGGCCGGAAGCUGGGGCGGAAAAGGACGGGCCGGAGGAGGAGGAGGAGGAGGACUUUGACGACCUCACCCAAGAUGAGGAGGACGAGAUGUCCUCGGCCUCGGAGGAGUCUGUGCUGUCUGUCCCCGAGCUCCAGGAGACGAUGGAGAAGCUGACCUGGCUGGCUUCUGAGAGGCGCGCGGGCCAGGAGGGCGAGUCCGAGGAGGAGAACUCCCAGGAAGAGAACUCUGAGCCCGAGGAGGAGGAGGAGGAAGAGGCAGAAGGGAUGGAAAGCCUGCAGAAGGAGGAUGAGAUGACAGACGAGGCCGCCGGAGACCCUGCUGAGAAGCCGCCGGCCACCUUUGCCUCGCCCAGGACAGCUCCGGAGGCGGAGGCCGGCAGCGCCCCGCCAGGAGAGGGUGGCAGGGCUGCCGGGAAGGGCCGGAGCAGCCAGCGGGCUCGCGGCCGGCGGGGAGGCCGGGCCCGGGCCAGCAAGGACACCUCCAAGCUCCUGCUGCUGUACGAUGAGGACAUCCUGGAGCGGGACCCACUCAGGGAGCAGAAGGACUUGGCCUUCGCCCAGGCUUACCUGACCAGGGUGCGAGAAGCCCUGCGGCACGCCCCUGGCAAGUACGAGGACUUCCUUCAGGUUAUCUAUGAGUUCGAGUCAAGUCCUCAGCGGCAGACCGCUGUGGAUCUCUACAGAAGCCUGCAGAUCCUGCUCCAGGACUGGCCUCAGCUGCUCAAGGACUUUGCUGCUUUCCUGUUGCCCGAGCAGGCUCUGGCCUGUGGAUUAUUUGAGGAGCAGCAGGCUUUUGAGAAGAGCCGCAAGUUUCUCCGGCAGCUGGAGAUCUGCUUUGCAGAGAACCCCUCGCACCACCAGAAGAUCAUCAAGGUCCUGCAGAGCUGCGCGGACUGCCUGCCCCAGGAGAUCAGCGAGCUCAAGACACAGAUGUGGCAGCUCCUCAAGGGCCACGACCACCUACAAGAUGAGUUCUCCGUCUUCUUUGAUCACCUGCGCCCAGCGGCCAGCCGGCUGGGCGACUUUGAAGAGAUCAACUGGACAGAGGAGAAGGAGUAUGAGUUUGAUGGCUUUGAAGAAGUAGCCCUGCCUGAUGUGGAAGAGGAGGAGGAGCCCCCCAAGAUGCCCACGGCCUCAAAAAGCAAAAGAAGAAAAGAGAUCGGGGUCCAAAAUCACGAUAAGGAGGCCGAGUGGCCGGAUGGCGCCCGGGACUGUGCUUGCUCCUGCCACGAAGGAGGCCCCGAUCCCAAGCUGAAGAAAAGCAAGAGAAGAGGGUGUAGCCGCUGCAGCAGCAGGGUCUGUGACGGCAGAUCCUACAAGAGCAAGGAGCCCCAUGAGUCGGCGGGCGGCAGCCCCCACCGCGAGGCCAGCCCUGUGCCUGGUGCUAAGGAGGCCGGGCAGGGCAAGGACCUGCUGGAGGAGGAAGUCCCAGACGAGCGGGAAAGCGUUGAGGCUGCCCAGGGCCCGCCCGGCAGGGGAGCUCUGCCUGUUCCAGCAGGAUCAGCAGUGGGGAGCACGCAGGAAGUGACCCUGACAGAGCAGCUCGUCCUGGGGGGCCCACCGCCCUGUUCACCCGAGACUCCUCAGCUUUCCUCCAGCCCUGGAGUUGUGCUCUGCGUGGUUAGGAGAAACCAGGCUGAGCGUGAGGUCCUGCCCUGCCCUGAGGCGUCCCCUAGACUUCGGAAUGAGGGGGAGGACCAGGAGGCAGUGGGUGAGCCAGAGGCUUCCGUUCCCGCCUGGGAUGCUUCGGAAACUGAGAAAUGGCCUGGAACCGAGGAGAACCCUGCUUCCUUUCUGAGUCCCGUUUCCUCAAGGACCAGAGACUUAGGGAGGAGACGGUUGUCUGAGGUCUCAGACAGUCCGGGGAGCUGGUUGCUGUCGAGCAGAGCUGGGGUGAAGACCGCACACAGGAUGUCCCCCGUCCACGAGUCGUUGUCGGGAACGGACACCUCAGAGACUUCUUCCAAAGCCCCUAGGGGAGGUUUGGUUAAGGACUGUGGAGUGCAGGGCAAGGCUCCCGUGGGAGAGCAGCAGCCGAAGACCACAGAAGCUACUGUUUGUGCCAACAACAGCAAGGUCAGCUCCACCGGGGAGAAGGUGGUGCUGUGGACCAGGGAAGCUGACCGCGUGAUUCUCACCAUGUGCCAGGAGCGGGGGGCACAGCCACAGACUUUCAGCGUCAUCUCCCAGCAGCUAGGAAACAAGACCCCGACCGAGGUUUCCCACCGUUUCCGGGAACUCAUGCGGCUCUUCCACACAGCCUGUGAGGCCAGUUCUGAGGAGGAGGAGGACGCGACCAGCACCAGCAACACAGACCAGCUGUCUGACCGUGGGGACCUCCUGUCGGAGGAGGAGCUGGACGCGUGACCCUGGGCGCGUGGCGGUGUCAUCUGCUGGCCCCGGCUGGCGGCGCUUGUGCUUGGCUGGCGCCCCACCCCUGGAGCUCAGGCUGUAGGGCCGGAGGCGCGGGGGCUGAGGCCAACUGGGGGCGGAUGGCUCUGCUAGCUUACGAGUCCUUCUGGGUCUUUCUGAACGUUCUCGUGAACAGCAUCGAGGGAGUGGGCUUGGCUCCCUUUCUACCUCCCCUCUCCCCCCGCCCCCCUCCCCUCCCGGGUCUGAUGGCACAUAUUUAUUGUUCUGUGAUCCCACCACAGUGGUUCUAGACGUAUGAAGUGCUUGUGUUGGUGUAGCCAGUCCCAGAACAUUGAGCUCCUAUACCCAGCAGUUUUUAUUGUAAACCAGCUCUUUCCUGUUCCUGGGAAGCCUUAGUCCACGAGGCCACCCCCACUCCGGUAGCACUGGGCCAGGCUGCGCAGCUCCUGCAGGGCCUCGUCCAGGUCCCCCUGCUCCACGCCGGCGGCCAGGAAGCUGGCCCAGCGCCGCACAUCCAGCUUGGUGAGCUCUCUAGCCAGGUCUCCCAGGGUCCGGUUCAAGGACGAGGAGGAGCAGAGGGCCCCAAGCACUGGGAUGCUCUCCACGGCUGUAGAGGGACACAAAAGGAGGCCUGAAAAUGGCUUUUCUACCCUGGGCUCUGCCGCGCAGACUGGAUGGGAGAGUGAACUCACUGGACUGUGUGCCGUCCCCUCAGUAAACCAGUGCUCCAGAGGAAGGCCACGUCCCUCAGGGGCCACCAAGUGAAUAAAGGGAUGUUUAACUGUG
This is a messenger RNA of Herpailurus yagouaroundi (jaguarundi), 7639 nucleotides long. Its product is annotated as GON-4-like protein. The record is from RefSeq and is a predicted model, not a curated record. The transcript is spliced from 32 exons. Gene Ontology annotation, biological process: regulation of DNA-templated transcription. Gene Ontology annotation, cellular component: nucleus. NCBI's taxonomy places the organism in Eukaryota, Metazoa, Chordata, Mammalia, Carnivora, Felidae. Gene Ontology annotation, molecular function: transcription coregulator activity. The coding region runs from base 191 to 6847 and encodes 2218 amino acids.